AUGGCAGCAACUUACAGACUUGUGGUUAGUACUGUGAACCACUACAGCAGUGUGGUGAUAGACCGGCGCUUUGAGCAAGCUAUACAUUAUUGCACUGGAACCUGUCACACCUUCGCACACGGAGUUGACUGCAUCGUGGUGCAUCGUAGCGUCUGUGCAGACUUACACAUCCCCGUGUCUCAGUUCAAAGAUGUGGAUCUGGACUCCGUGUUUCUACCCCACGAGAAUGUGUUUUCCUCAACUGACAGUGACUGUCCCCAUCAGGCCCUCGCAGGCAUACCCAGGAUCAAGAAAGGAACUACAUUUCAGAAUACCUGUAACUUAAAGGACAUUGCAGGAGAAGCAAUCAGUUUUGCCAGUGGGAAAAUAAAAGAAUUUUCUCUCGAAAAACUCAAAAACUCUAAUCAUGCAGCUUACAAAAAGGGAAGGAAAGUUAAGUCUGACUCAUUCAAUAGGAGGUCAGUUGAUUUUGACUUGCUCUGUGGCCAUUAUAACAAUGAUGGGAACUCACCAUCCUUUGGUUUACUCCGGAGUGCCUCAGUUGAGGAAAAAUCUUUGUCCCUUAGAAACUCACUUGAUAUGAACCUGACUUCGAUGUUUCUUCACAACUUUGAAGAAGACCUGGUUACUCAGAUUUUGGAAAAACAUAAAAUAGAUAAUUUUUCUUCUGGAACAGACAUAAAGGUGUGCUUGGACAUCUUGCUGAAAUGCUCUGAGGAUUUGAAAAAAUGCACAGACAUUAUAAAACAAUGCAUAAAGAAAAAGUCAGGGAGUAGCAUCAAUGAAGGAAAUGGUAAUGAUGCAGUUUCUAGCUCUGAAAUUGUCUAUAUGAAUGUAAUGACCAGGUUAGCAUCCUAUCUGAAAAAGCUACCAUUUGAACUUAUGCAAUCUGGGAAUAAUGAGGCUAUAGAUUUAACAGAACUGAUCAGUAAUAUGCCUAGUUUACAACUGACUCCCUUCUCCCCAGUAUUUGGCACUGAGCAGCCCCCUAAAUAUGAAGAUGUUGUCCAGCUCUCAGCCCCUUACCCUGGACAGUUUCAAACUAUAGAAUUACAAGAUGACAAGCAUAGUUCUAGGAAACCAGAUGCUGUAAAAUCCAUUCCAAACAACUCUACAAAUUCUUUAUGUAACUUAGAGAUAAAUGAUCCCAGAAAUCUAAAAGAUGUCCAGCUUCAGUCACAGUCAUUAACCGUGAAUGCUUUAGGAAAUGUUUCUUCUGGUGACCUAAUGGAAACCCUUUAUAUUGAAGAAGAGUCAGAUGGAAAGAAAGCGGUAGGUAAAGGACAAAGGGCAGAGAAUGGACUCAGUCAGGAAUUGUUGAAGUUAAAUGAAAAUAGAGCAGAAUUUUCAGACCAUGGUAGUCAUCUUAAAAAAUAUUCUGCCUCAGUACAAAAUGAAAUUGGUAAGAUAUUUGAGAAACCAGUAGUUAAUCUACCUAAGGAAGAUCUUAAGUCAAAAGUUCCUAAAAGUGAAGAGGAAGACCACAGAGAUUUUAUGAAUUCUAACAGUAAGGAAGAGAUAGAUAAAUUAUUAAUGGAUUUGGAAUCUUUUUCACAGAGAAUGGAGACCUCUCUAAGAGAGCCACUUGCCAAAAGUAAAAACUCUAACUCUCUAAAUAAUCAUGGUCAGUUGACUGAUCAGCUCCCUGUAGACCUUGAGCCUAAAUCUAAACACUCUUCACCCAUGGAAAAAGUCUCACCUUCCUGUCUAACAAGGAUCAUUGAAACCAAUGGACACAAAAUAGAGGAAGAGGAUCGAGCCCUCUUACUGCGAAUCCUGGAAAGCAUUGAAGACUUUGCUCAAGAACUAGUUGAAUGCAAAUCAGGCAGAGGGAGCUUAUCACAAGAAAAGGAAAUGAUGCAAAUUCUACAGGAAACCUUGACAACUUCUUCCCAGGCCAAUUUAUCAGUCUGUAGAAAUCCUGAUGGUGAUAAAAUGAAAGACACUACUUCCGUGGUUUUGAUUCAGCAGACUCCAGAGGUAAUCAAGAUCCAAAAUAAACUAGAAAAGAAACCUGGAACCCCGUUGCCACCUCCAGCCACCGUUCCAAGUACUCCCCAACCUCUCUCUCCUGUUCCUCGUGUGAGUAAGGUUGUGAACGCACCACUGUCCAUAAACAUUCCACAGUUCUACUUUCCUGAAGGACUCCCAGAUGCCUGUAAUAACCACGAACAGAUUCUAAGCAGGAUUGAAGCUGCUUUCAUGGAUAUUGAAGAUCAGAAAGCAGAUAUUUAUGAAAUGGGGAAAAUUGCCAAGGUCUGUGGCUGUCCUCUCUAUUGGAAAGCUCCCAUGUUCAGGGCUGCAGGGGGAGAGAAGACAGGAUUUGUGUCAGCACAGUCGUUUAUUGCCUUGUGGAGAAAGUUGCUGAAUAAUCAUCGUGAUGAUGCCUCUAAGUUUAUAUAUCUUCUCGCAAAGCCCAGCUGCAACUAUCUAGAACAGGAGGAUUUUAUCCCUUUACUUCAGGAUGUGGUGGAUACACACCCUGGCCUCACGUUCCUAAAAGAUGCUCCAGAAUUCCACUCCCGCUAUAUCACCACGGUUAUUCAAAGAAUAUUCUAUACAGUGAACAGAUCUUGGAGUGGGAAAAUUACUUCGACGGAGAUAAGAAAAAGCAACUUUUUGCAAACUCUAGCGCUUUUGGAAGAGGAGGAAGAUAUAAACCAAAUCACAGACUACUUUUCCUAUGAACAUUUUUAUGUUAUUUAUUGUAAAUUUUGGGAACUAGAUAGUGAUCAUGACCUCUACAUCAGCCAGGCCGAUCUGUCUCGAUACAAUGACCAGGCUUCAUCAAACAGAAUUAUUGAAAGGAUAUUCUCUGGGGCAGUAACAAGGGGAAAAACAGUACAGAAAGAGGGAAGAAUGAGCUAUGCAGAUUUUGUUUGGUUCUUGAUAUCGGAGGAAGAUAAAAGGAACCUCACCAGCAUCGAGUAUUGGUUCCGCUGCAUGGAUGUGGAUGGGGAUGGUGUGCUCUCCAUGUACGAGCUGGAGUAUUUCUAUGAGGAGCAGUGUGAACGGAUGGAAGCCAUGGGCAUCGAGCCCUUGCCGUUCCAUGAUUUGCUGUGCCAGAUGCUUGACCUGGUGAAGCCAGCCAGUGAUGGCAAAAUAACUCUACGAGAUCUGAAGAGAUGCAGAAUGGCUCACAUCUUUUAUGACACUUUUUUUAAUCUGGAGAAAUACUUAGACCAUGAACAGAGAGAUCCUUUUGCAGUCCAGAAGGAUGUGGAGAAUGAUAUGCCUGAGCCCUCCGACUGGGACAGGUUUGCUGCUGAGGAGUAUGAGACGCUUGUAGCAGAGGAGUCUGCCCAAGCACAGUUCCAGGAAGGUUCUUUUGAAGAUUAUGAAACAGAGGAACCUGCCUCUCCCUCUGAAAUUGGAAACACAGGCAAUAAAAUAGCAACCUCAAGCCUUUCAGAGAAAUGUGGAAAGCUUCAGUCAGUGGAUGAAGAAUAG
Molecule: messenger RNA, 3450 nt
Organism: Pipistrellus nathusii (Nathusius's pipistrelle)
Lineage: Eukaryota; Metazoa; Chordata; Mammalia; Chiroptera; Vespertilionidae
Source: the annotation of a GenBank genome assembly